Molecule: messenger RNA, 3921 nt
Organism: Oncorhynchus tshawytscha (Chinook salmon)
Lineage: Eukaryota; Metazoa; Chordata; Actinopteri; Salmoniformes; Salmonidae
Product: D(4) dopamine receptor-like
Exons: 4
Coding region: 201-1484 (427 amino acids)
Biological process (GO): adenylate cyclase-inhibiting dopamine receptor signaling pathway; adenylate cyclase-activating adrenergic receptor signaling pathway
Cellular component (GO): plasma membrane
Molecular function (GO): dopamine neurotransmitter receptor activity, coupled via Gi/Go; G protein-coupled receptor activity
Source: RefSeq, a predicted model, not a curated record
UCAACAGAGUUUUCAGUGAUGAAGACUUCGAGAUGGCAAAAGAAACCCAUCCUGUAUACCUGUUUGAAGAGAUGCCUACAUGAAAAUCCCUUUCAAGACUGCUGCUUUCUCUCGGACCUGCCGUGAUUGAACUUCAUCUUCUUCUAUUAGGAGAAAGGGAGAGUGGAUCUUUUUAGGUGCAAGAGCGGCUGUCUGCAGAAAUGCCAGCCAACCUCACCGUCUCAAACAACACCGUGCUAGUUCUGGGUGCCGAAAUUAACACCGCACAAACCCGGGACACCGACUAUAACUUCCCUGCUCUGAUAUUCGGAAUAUUGCUAAUUGUGGUCAUCAUUUGUGGAAAUUUGCUUGUGUGCCUUAGCGUGUACAGGGAAAAAGCUUUGAAAACUACAACCAACUACUUCAUAGUCAGUCUGGCUGUGGCUGAUUUGAUGUUGGCAGUUUUGGUUUUGCCACUGUUUAUAUAUGUUGAGUUCCAGGGUGGUCUGUGGUCACUGAACAUGCAUGUCUGCGACGGCCUGAUGACCAUGGACGUGAUGCUGUGUACGGCCUCCAUAUUCAACCUCUGCGCCAUCAGCAUCGACAGGUUCAUCGCUGUCUCCAUUCCACUCAACUACAACCUUAAGCAUGUUGAUCAGAGACAGAUCUUCCUGCUCUCCGGCACGUGGAUCCUGGCCUUGGCAGUGGCCUCACCCGUCAUGUUUGGCAUCCAAAACGUCCCGCAGCGGGACUCUACAGAGUGUAAACUGGAGGACGACAACUUCGUGGUCUACUCCUCUGUCUGCUCCUUCUUCAUUCCCUGUCCCAUCAUGCUCCUCCUCUACUGCGGCAUGUUCCGGGGAUUGAGGAGGUGGGAGGAGGCACGCAAGGCCAAGCUGAGGAGCAGCAUCCUGGUCUGUAGGAAGUUCCAGGACGCAACUGCCUCCGUGCCCCCGCUGGACUCCCUGCCUCCUCCUCUACCCCCCAUUAUCAAGAGGAAGGAGCUCACAGACAUGAAGCCAGAGCUAAAGGAUAUUAAUCUGGAAGAGCUGGACCCUUACCCCCUAGAGUCUCCAGACGGCCCCUAUAAUAACUCCUCACCAGACACACCAGACCGCCCCUAUAACAACUCGUUAACAACUACAGAGUACAAGGACGGCCCUGUGCCCACCGUGGUGGCCUACUCUAACAUUAGGUACAACCUCCACCCCCAAACCGACCCUCACCAGAAGAAGAGGGCCAAGAUUAAUUGCCGAGAGAGGAAGGCCAUGAAGGUGCUUCCUGUCGUUGUGGGUGCCUUCCUGUUCUGCUGGACCCCGUUCUUCGUGGUCCACACCAUGCGGGCCCUGUGUGCCACCUGUUACAUCCCCCCAUGGCUGAUGAGCAUCGUCACCUGGCUGGGCUACGUCAACAGCGCCCUCAACCCCAUCAUCUACACAGUUUUCAACACAGAGUUCAGGAACUACUUCAAUAAAUUCCUCCACAGCUGCUGUAUAUACCGAUAGACAAGAUGAGCACAACUAGCCUGGUCCCAGAUUUGUCAUCAUGACAAGGAACUCCUAUGGUCAUUGUCAUUUCUAUUGUCGUUGUAACUCCUAUGGUCAUUGACAACACAGCAAAAACAGAUCUGGUACCACCGCUGAUGAAUGGACAAAAAAGCACAAUGAACAAUACCAUUGUAAGAUGUUACGAUAUCAAAUUUGUGCUUUGCUGUACAGAAAAUCUUGCGAUUGCAUAUUUUUCUCCCACUUGGGAUUUUAUUUUUUUCUGUUGAUAAAUGCUUGUGAUUUAUCCUAUUGUGACAGCAAUGUUGUUUGUCAGCUUGCCAUAUGUUGUUUCCAUGUUUUAUGUGGAAAGCUUUGUGGUAAGGAAUUGCAUUGAAUCCCUCCAACUAAAAAAGGUGCUAAGAAAUACCAGCAAGGGAUCAAUUUCUUAGAUUAUUAGUGGUAAUUAAAUUGUAUCUUUAAGAUUACUUAUUUUUCUCACUUAAAUUAGGACUUCUGUCCCUAAACUGUGUGGACAUUAAGGACCGGGGUUAGAACACUGCGUCAUUGACAAAAAUUAAAAUAAAACACUUCUCCACACAACCAUGAUUAUACUGCAAAUCCUAAUCCAACUCCUGACUGAGUCUGAUAAAGAUCCCCACAACAAAAUUAAACCUCAUUCAAAAAUAUCCUUCUCGCCCAUACGGAAAUUGAGGCUUUUGACAAACGGACAAAGUCAUUUUAAAAAAAGGGCUAAAUAACAAAUACAGUUUCCUCUCUGUUGCCUAGCAGCGCAAAUCAUGUAUCCAAUACAAGAAAAGAAACAACACGAGUUUCAUGGUUCAAAUCCAAGGAGAAAGCUUUAAGAGGGAGGAUGAAAUAUGAUGGAGCAAUUUCAGACACCGUCUGCUUGCAAUGUGACAAGUAUUGACAGAGUAAUGUACAUUCGCAAGCUUCUCCCCCAGGAUGAUUGGUCCAUCAGCCACAGGUGGGGGACAGAGGUUAGCCUAGCAACAACAACAGGUGGAGAAAGAAUUAAAAACAUUAGACCUAUUUCAAAUCAGGGCAGGGGAAACUAGCUCUGCAGCAUUUAUGAGCUAACAUAAAUGUCAAAUGCAAUUCAGGGCAUUUAGAGGAGUGACUGGAAAUGGUAAUCACCCUGUGUAUCUAUGACUCAGAUUACAUAAUGGGUGUGUGAGUUGGAAGAUUUAAUGUCAGUCCUUCCAUAAACGUUGUUUUUCCACAAACCCCCUUAUGACAAGUCUCCCUUACACUAUGACCCAAAUGAGUUAAGAUAUUCUCUUUCAGUCUCCUCCAAGACAUCAGAAGCAAAUUAUAUUCAAAGAUAUUCACGUCUAUCUCAACUAGGAGAAUGGAGAUGGCCGUUCUAGAGUUGUUUGAAGGACGGGAGAGACAGCCGAGUGGAAACGUACUUUGGGUCCACUUUGAAAUUGUGAAGGUGGAUGGACAGACAAGAAAGAGGGAUGCAUGUCUCUCCCAAGCCAAUGCCUUUAUGUAGAUCUGAGUGUGUCAUCUCUCAUUACAGUCAGAAACCCACAAAGUAUUGGACUGUCUGUCAAUAGAUGGCCCUUGACAACUCCUCUAACUCCCUCCCCGUGAUCCAAAGUAACUACUGGAGUGGGGUUGAUUGUUUAUGUCAGCAAUGUAGAGGGUAGCUUCUCUCAAAAUAAACAAGGCAAUAGUAAACAUGUAGUCCCCCAUGAAUGAUGCAGCGCAAGGGCUUGACAUUAAGGUAAAUUUGCCAGUGGCACACUUAGCCAGUAACAAGUGAAAAUUACUGGCCCGAAUGAGACAUUUCUGUCCCAGGCCAAGAUCACAGGAAAGCAAGUUAUGCUAGCAGAGUUUCAAUUGUAGGUGAUUUCAUGUUUCAUUUGCAGUCUGGGCAAGUACCUUAUAGCCAACCAUAAAAUCUGACAUUUACACUGAUUGUUUGGAAAACAAAUAUAAAACCAUCCCCCUUUCAAUGAUGACAUAUAGCCUAUAUUAAAUCUUUAAAAUGAAAUAUUCCCCUUCAGAAAUUUGUCCAAUAACAUAUUGAUGAAAAGCAAUAUUAUCAGACAAGUGUUUUAUUUGAGCAAAAAGCAUUAUCACCUGUCUGAUGCAGCAUCUUGACUACAUGGCUGAAGCAUGGGGUUGCUUCUCUGUAUUGUCUACCACAAUGGGUUAAUCAUUAGCUAGAUCACAGGCUCUAAAUAUGAUCUUGUCGCUUGUUAAAUGUCCUAAAAAAAAACUUGCGCAGGCACUAAUAAAAUCAUGUGAUUUUUACAGUGUUUAUAACUACAGUGUAAUUGUGUGAAUUUUACAGUGAAUAUAGGCCUACCGUUUAUGCAUUCAAAUGACUGGUGCGCUUCCUGCGGUUACUUUUAUGUUGUCAUGCCAGACGAUCAAGAUUGUAAAACGCUGCCAAUUGCUCAAAAAAUGUAAGUUGAGAAAUAAA